AUGCGCCAUCAGUACGAGGAACAUAAUGUUACGAGGAAGAUGACGUUACGAUGCUAUCAACGGUCCAAAUUCCUCUGCCACAAGAUGGAAGAAAUCAACAGCACCGCCGAUGGUGUCACUAACGGUCAUGAGGCACGUAUAGCCUUUGAUACAGUCGAUUUAUUUAAAUUCAAUAUGUUUGCGAGAAGAGACCACGUUAAGUUGAGGAACUUUGUGUCAGCAUCCACAAGCAUCGCACGCCUCGACGUGUUGGCGGUAAUGUCGUCAAACGCUUCGGCCAGGGUCUCUUUUUGUAUACGAGACAAACUGGAAGGGAUCAACGUUAACGUCUUUGCGAUACCGAUGAAUCAAGCGGGAUUCCGUACCACCUUGAUCGAUGACGGAGCAAAAAUUCCAAAGCGGCCGCAUCCGACUUUCAAAAUUGACUGCUCCCACCAGCACAAGGUGGUAAAUUGGCAUCAGCCAUUGGUGCCGCUACGUAGAACUACUUACGGUAACGCUGGAAUACUGGGGAUGAUUCAAUUCAACUUUACCAAAUCUGGGUUAAGGUUUGUACUUCCUCCUGUAGUCGCGGAUGAUGUGAAUGCCUUUUCCCGUCAUGUCUAUCGUGAUACAGCCUUAGGUACGAGCUCAAGUACAUCUGUUUCAUCGGUAUCCCAUCUGCAGGAAUUGGAAAAAGGCGCCAACGGUACCGUCGAUGAUGAAAAGUUAUUUCACCUCAUCUCCAAACGACAUCAUGAAAUCAGACCUUCGAGUAAAUGGGGGACGAUAUCUGCGAUCACAGAGGACCGAGGGAAUUGGUAA
Molecule: messenger RNA, 804 nt
Organism: Guyanagaster necrorhizus
Lineage: Eukaryota; Fungi; Basidiomycota; Agaricomycetes; Agaricales; Physalacriaceae
Exons: 7
Coding region: 1-804 (267 amino acids)
Source: RefSeq, a predicted model, not a curated record